This is a messenger RNA of Boleophthalmus pectinirostris (great blue-spotted mudskipper), 3080 nucleotides long. It is a transcript of the gene ldlrad3, whose product is annotated as low density lipoprotein receptor class A domain containing 3. NCBI's taxonomy places the organism in Eukaryota, Metazoa, Chordata, Actinopteri, Gobiiformes, Gobiidae. The coding region runs from base 170 to 1258 and encodes 362 amino acids. The transcript is spliced from 6 exons. The record is from RefSeq and is a predicted model, not a curated record. Gene Ontology annotation, cellular component: plasma membrane. Gene Ontology annotation, biological process: receptor-mediated endocytosis. Gene Ontology annotation, molecular function: protein binding.
UGCAGCCUGUUGGCUAACCUCCCCCCUGUCCUGUCCCCUGAACCGGACUAUCAACUGGACUUUACGAAUGCCUACCUCUUUAACCCGUACCUCGUGGAGUUUCGCCACUCGGAUACCAACAAAAAUCAAAGGAGAACGCGUAACCAAAUCGGAUAAGUUUUUUUUCUAAAUGUAUGUAGUUUUUUUGCCCCGUGGUGGGUACACAGACGAGGCAGGCCGGUGGAGGACGACAGGACGUAUGAUGUGGAUUUGGUAUCUUCUGCUUGGUUCGAGCUCGAGAAGCGUGGAGGCCCAGCUGCUCCCGGGGAAUAACUUCACCACAGAGUGUAACAUUCCCGGGAACUUCAUGUGCGGCGAUGGCAAGUGUGUCCCGGGCGGGUGGCAGUGUGACGGGCUCCCCGACUGCUUCGACAAGAGUGACGAGAAAGGCUGUCCCAAGGUCAAGCCCAAAUGCGCCCCCACUUUCUUCGCUUGCUCUACGGGCGGACACUGCAUCAUCGGACGUUUCCGCUGUAACGGCUUCAGCGACUGUCCGGACGGCAGCGAUGAGGAGAACUGCACAGGAAACCCUCUGGUGUGCACCGAAGCGCGCUUCAAAUGCCGCAAUGGCCGCUGUGUGGACCGCAGCUUCCUGUGUAACGGUCAGGACAACUGUCAGGACAACAGUGACGAGGAGCUCUGCCUCACCACUGCAGAGGCUCCAGGACAGGACUUUGUGACUCUGGACUACCGCCUGCGUUACUACCCCAGCAUCACGUACGCAGUCAUUGGCAGUGCUGUCAUCUUCGUCCUGGUUGUGGCUUUACUCGCUCUGGUCCUUCAUCACCAGAGGAAGAGGAGCGUGCUGCUUCCCAGAGGAGUACGAGGCAGCUCCCAUCACCACCAGCCCCUGCUCCUGUCUCGUCUGGUGAUCUUGGACCGCAUGUCCCCGAGCAGUGGUGCAGCCGUGGGCCAGUACAGCUCCACGCCCCAGGCCCUGCAGCUGCUGUCAGGGACGCUCUACCCAUCAGGAAUCUCACUGGACUCUCCUCCGUCGUACUCACAGGCUGUUCUGGACGCCAGCCGACCCCCAUGGUUUGACCUGCCCCCUCCUCCAUACAACCCAGACGGAGAGGUCCCAUCGGAGAGUGAGCUUCCCCAGUAUGAGGCGUCCCAGGACCCCAACUCAUCGCCGGAGUCUGCCCCAUGCACAUCCAGGACUGUCUCCAUGCCCACGGACACAAGGACUGACUCCAGACAAGAGGCCCAGCAGCCAUAGACAUUGUAAAUAAAUACAUAAAAAAAAACAUAUGUUAGACUGAGGACCAUAGACUGGGCAUUGUGGAACAAAAAAAAAAUGACUGAGAAGAAUGAGUGUUAUUGUAUGGCUCUGAGAAGCACUGGACUCAAUAUGCAAGACUGAAGUGGUGUGAUGGCGCCCUCUUCUGGAGGUGAGGCAGAAUUACAAAACAUCUACAGAAACAUGUCUCCUAUACCUGUCAUUAUUGUUCCUUAUACAUUUGAGUAGCAUAGCGCUAUGUAAAGUGUAUGGAGAAAUGUUGUUAUUUAAGAAAAAUCUAGUAGAAAUUGUAACUGUUACUAAAAACAAUCUUUUACUGAAGAAAAUACUCAGUGUGAUAUAAGACUGAAUCUACAUAUUUGUUCUAAAUAUGUCACUUUUUCAAAUCGUAUCUUCCAUGGUUCAAAUACAGCAAUACUUAGGUCAGCAUUUCUUCAUGUUCUUCCUGAGAAUCGAUGUGACUAUACAAGAAUGUAUUCUUGAUAUAAACCAUCAGAGUAAAUUGAGUGUUUAAUUAUAAGAGUACAGUAAAACAUUGUAGAACAAAUUAUACUUAGCAUAAUUAGAAGAACUUCACAUUUCUGUAUUAAUGAGCCUCUCUUUUCUGUGAGUGAUUUAUACCCAAUGUUACUUAUUCAGAUUUGUAUAUGAUGAUCUUUAGCCCUCUUUGACUGUAAUAGAUCAAUUAUUUCUCGUUUUGUAACACUUUGAGGUACAAGAGCAGCUUAUGUUGAAAUACAUAUCAAUUUAUAGUACCGAGUAUUGAACUAAAUCCUUUUAAAUGCUAUGUCAAUCUUAGGGGAUGUUUUGUUACAAAAAUGCUCAAAUUUUGUUUGCAAAUGCAUAUGCAACCCAAUUUAAAUGUGCCUUUACUUUAUACUAACUUUAUAAUAGAAGGGUCAUGUGAACAUACUAAUGAUGUAAGAUUAUAACUACAUAAAUGUGUCACUUUACUGACCUCUUGUGGUUGCAGUUAGUAUCUUAUUUUUACCUACAUUUAGGGAUACCCUCUUGUAACAUACAGAUACGUUUGUAUCUGUUAUCAUUCCUAUAGUCUGUAUUGUAUUGGCCACAAACCUAUUACAUUUUGUAGAAGACAUUUGAGAUAUUUAUGUACUGGUCUAACCUCAAGUGCCUUCAUUUUGAUGGAUAUUAUAUUCGGGAGAUUUGGUGAGUUUCACAUUGGUCUUUUAAACCACUGACUUCUGUUGUUUAUUUCCCUGUGCAGCCUUUAGAGUACAGAAAACUGACUGAUGCCUUUAUCUGAAGGAACUGUGUUUGUGACUGUUUUUGUUCAACACUGUAAAUAGAAGCUAGCGUGCGGGUCAAGAGAUGUAUUUAAUAGAAUGAAUGUCUAUCAUUGUAAAUAUGAUUUUAUAUUAGUGAUAGCUGUUUCUGCUAAACAAUCACACCAAAGAUAAUCUUGUCUGAUCAUUUCAAAUCACUGUGUCGCAGUUUUCAUAUCAUCUCUUCAGCGGUAAACUGGAAAACAGCAUCAGGACCUGUUUUGCUCUGUCAAAACAUGCAAUAAUUUUUUCCAAAAUAUUAUGUUCAAAGUUUCUGUAUUGUACAUUUAAAGUAAUAUAAAAUUAUUCAUCUGUCAUUUGUCCAUGUGUUUCAUUUACUGAGAAGGUGUGUGUACAGUGAAGCAUCCAGUGGAUAUUGUUAGAUUUAUGAUAACAAGAUUUACAGUAUUAAAAAUAACAAAAACAAACAAACAAACAAAAAAAGAAAGAAACAUAAUUUAAGGUCCUAUAUUAUGCAAAAAAUAUUAGUGUAAUGUUAUAAUCCUUAUAAUGUC